GAUGAAAUCACAAGUUUCUUGCCCUAACUAUUCAGUUUCCUCACUAGCUUCACACUUGCUUCUUGCAGGGUUUGCAAACACUGCAUUUGGGUCCUUGUGCACGGUUUUGAGACGUAAGUGUGGCUUCUUAUAAUACCUUCCCUACUGUAAAACUUUCCUCGUGCAGAAUUGAUAUUCUUAUAUUCUUAACUAUUCCUGUUUGCUGCAAUGGUGCUGAGCUCAGAGAAGAAACAAUUUGUCUUUCCAGUCCCUUUGAGAUCCUUGGUUUGCUGUGCCAGGAAGUGUAACAUCGCCCUAUUCCUGUUUGGUUGGUGUUUUUUUGCAAAUGGGGGUUGAAUGUUGUUUGUGCAUUGGCAAGACUCAGGUGCUUUGGAACUGCUGCAACUUGGAUGUGAGAACAGCAGCAGCAAGGUACGCAAUCUUUUACAGAUAGUGCUAAUGUGAAUUGAAGGUUGGAGGAGAGCUAACAACUGUGCUGAUGCUUGUUUCAGCCCAACACAGAGAAAAGUAUGCAGGCAGGAGUUGGCUACAUUCAGCUUGUCUUACUGGACCAUCAGAUAACUUCGCCUUGUGCUUGCAAACGUAGGUAGGUUUCGUUUCCCCCCAAAACUGAGGAUAUAGUCCUGGGAUUUGGCUCUUGGGAUAGGAAAGGAGAUGCUGCAGGCAGACAGAUGCAGCCUGCCCCAGCAAACUAAAAAAGCGAUUGCCCCAUUCCAGCCUUGAAUGUCAUUUCUUGCCAUGGUGUGCGGAUCUGUCAAGCUGUUUAGCUGCAAUAUGACAGAUCAUCCUAUUAAUGUGUCAUCAAGUGCACUUUUACAAAUUCAUGGCUUGUCUACAACUAACCUGAAAAAGAGGCUUAAGUAUGAGAAGGCGCCAAAGAAAGUUAAAUAUUAUUAACAAAUAAAGUCUGCCACGUAGUUUUGAUGGAAUGUGAGCUAGUUGGGGGAGGGGUGAUAAUGCUGUUAACUAUUUAGCUUCUGUGUAACUUCCCUUCUUAGUCUCUUCUCUUUCUGAAACUCCAUUUCCCUCAAAAGAUGCUGAAAAAAAUAUUUUUUUAAAAAACCCUGUAUUCUACUACUUGAUUUAUGCGCCCAGAUUGUUCAUACCUCAGUUUCCCUGAGCCAUGGAUAGUGCUCCUGAUCCACCCUGGCUGCCUUUAAAGUCCAAUGAAGAGCUGUGCUGGCAUUAUUACUUGGAUUACAGAAGGCAUGGUAAAGGGAUUGUUAAAAAAAAGCAAAUCUGUUGCUUGCUGACUGAAUAAGGGGCUUCACAUUAUGUGCUCUUCAACCUUUUAUCAUUCUUGGACUUUCUCAUGGUACAAUCUCGGAGAAAUUUUUGCAUCACACUCCAUAUUUGUAGAAAGAAUAGGAAUUAUUUGUUCUGGGUGGUGGGGAACUGACAAAAAUUUGCAGAGUGUCCAAGUACUUCAAGAUCUCCUUUAUGAAAUGCUUGUAGGAGAUGUGUAACCUCUGGUUUGCUGUUAUUUUUAAUAAACAGCAUACCCUCUAGAGCCUGGCUCAGUGGGGGGUUUCCGAUUUCUUUAAUGAGAGCUAGGGGGAAAUGUUGCAUGGAACACAGCUAAGUAGAGUGUAAAGCAAAAGUUCUGAUGUAUCAAUGUGUGGUGCGAUGCUGAGUGCAUAUUCCAAGCCACAUAUUUUUAGCUCUACCACACACUCAUGUACAGUUUUACAAACUUCCCAGAAAAAUGGUGAUUUCUCUGAGAUAAUGAAGGGGAGGUACAGAAUAGGGCUGAGGGGAGGGAGCAGGGAAUGGGCACUGAUUUAAAUCUGCCUGGCACACGGGCCAGCUCCACUUAUCAGUGAGUCUAAUAGGAAUGUGAAGAGAAUAGGCUUGACAGCUCAUUAGAAUGUGAUCCCUCCUCCUUUUUUCUCUUUUUUUUUUUUUUUUCUUUUUUUUUUUUCCCUUUCUUGAAGUUGAUGGAAACUCAUUCAGGAAAGAAGUACUUAUUUGCUGAGGUAAAGCAAAAGCUGAGGAGGGUUUUGCCAGUGUGCAGCUGGGGAAAGGAGCAGCAAAAAAAAUCAGACAUGAUCUCCACUCCAAGGUACCUGAAACCUUGCCUGGUGUGAGGAGAGGUGAGGAUGAAAAAGACAUGAGAUUCUACAUCCUGACAGCUCCUUGUGGCAUCGGGACUUGCUGCUCAUCGUCUCAUUAAAGGAAAGUGAAGAUACACUCGGCUAAAGAGGGAGAAAAGCUAGACUUGGGAAAACUUUAUCUGCUCCUGAUGGACCUAGGUACAUCCUCAGAAUCUUUGCUUCUCCCUGUUUUAACUUUUAUGACAUGAGAAAUUAAUUUUCUUCAUAGAAGGCUGAGCACUGGGCUGAGCGGUGAUGCUUUCAGCCCCUUCAGAAGAGCAGCGGCUGUAGCAACCUUGGAUUACAGUUCUCCAGCAUCUUGAAGGAAAGGAUGAGGACUUGUCACUGAGGAAAGGGAAGUAUCUCUCGAGAGACUGGAUGGAACGUAUUCAAGCCUGCUUUGAACUGAACACAGUGCUUCAAAUGACAGAAAGUGAAAUCUCCUGUUGAAGAAGAACAACCUAACAACCCCCCUAAUGAGUUUAUGUUGUCAGCUCUGGCCUGAGCAACUGUUGCCCUGAGCAAUUUGACUUCUCUAGGUUUCAUAAGAGAAGUCUGUGUCUAUUCCUGUUAUUGGUGGUGACGGUUUCUGUGCUUGGAGAGUGCUCUUCCUGACUUGGCCCCUCCCUUUUCAAAAUGAAGGGGUGCACCUGGGUAUUUGUGGCAACUUUACUUUGUCAGCAGUUUUGCCUCUUCAGAGUUACAGCAGCAAAGAGAGAGAGAAAGAUGAAGAAAGAACCUAAUCAGUAUACAGAGCCUUUCAAUGCUACCCUCUCAAACAGUGAAGAACUGCACGGACAUCCCAAGAUCCUAGAAUCUCCAGAUCCUCGAAUCACAGAUCCACGGCGGACCUGGAUCUCCUUUGUUCACCGCCCAGAUGAUGGCAAUACCUCUAAAAGGAGAUGCAAAGGGAAAGACAAGAAAUUACGUGGCCUUGUUGGGCCCCCAGGACCUCCCGGUCCCCAGGGACCUCCAGGAGCACCUGGUGCUGAAGUCACCCGGGAAGUCCUUCUGCAGGAGUUUAAGGAAAUAUUAAAAGAAGCCAUUGAGCGUCGAGCAUCCCUGGCUAUUUCAGCCCAUCCUAGCCAGCUGCCUCCACUCCUGCUCUCCUUGGAGGAAGUUUCGCCCCACAGACGUGUAGAGGAGGCAUUCCAUUGCAAGCUAAAAGGACAAGUCAUUGUAGAUAAGAAGACCCUGGUAGAACUUCAGAACUUCCAGUCGGUGAGAAGGGAUUACAGACUGAACCUGUGCAACUCCACAACAGCUAUUCCUCUGGCCAAAGGAGCUUUUCUCCGGGGGACGGGAUUAAAUCUGGCAACAGGACGUUUCACAGCACCUGUGUCUGGCAUCUACCAGUUUUCAGCUAAUGUCCACAUUGACCACAGUGAGUUGAAGAGUAAAGUCCAACUCCGAGCCAGAGAUAAUGUCCGAGUGUUGAUCUGCAUUGAAUCUCUGUGCCACCGAUACACGUCUUUGGAAGUCAUUGCUGGUCUGGAAAGUAACAGCAAAAUCUUCACUAUCUACGUACACGGCUUACUGCAGCUGCAGGCUGGCCAGUACACCUCCAUAUUUGUGGAUAACAGUGCUGGAGCUCCCAUCACCAUUCAGAACGGAUCAGAUUUUAUGGGCAUGUUAAUGGGCGCGUAACGUCAUCUGCAGCAGCGUAGCAGGGAAGGAUAUGAAUUAGAGCCUUGCAGUGUAUAUUUGACUGAAGAAACCUUUACUUUGACUCUUGAAGACUGCUUCCUUGUAACUGUUGGCAUCUUUUUAAACAAGCAAAGAGCCUUUCCUUUCACAGAUACUCCAGCUUGCUUUCAGAGGCUACUGCUUUUCGAGGUCCACACCAGUUCAUUCAUCGUAAAAAAAUAUACUUUUAUAAUUCAGAAAUAAACUGUAAUAUUUAAUUUGUGCUUCACCAGAUGCUCACUGAACAGUACACUGAGAUUUGGAAUUUGUUGCAUUAUAACUUUAUUUCACAAUAGCACUUGUAAUCAGCAUGUCUUUUGGGAUCGAUUGUGGGGUGUUUGAGUUUGUAAAUGAAGGAUUGAGAGGGGAAGUAAAGAAGUGACUAUAUUCUCUGUGUUAUGGAGGAAGAGACAAGGAUUUGCAAAACUGCUUUUCUCAUGCAAUUGUGAACGGUAUAGGCCCCCUCUCAUGUUCAGAAUUGGAUAUAUUUGACAAAAAGUAUAUUGAAUUCUCAGACAAUGCCUGCUUCACAGAUGGGAAUCCAAGGUCCGAACUCUUUAUUGUGGUUCGUUGUAUCUAAGUAUUGCCUUGAUCUUACUGAUGAAGCUGAAUACCUUGCUGCCUGUGCAGUUUUGUUGUUAUGAAAAGGUAAGGCCAAUGGCACCAGUUCUAGCACGAACUCCCUUACUUGUGUUCUUAUGUUUUAGUAAGAUAUACAUGUGGUUUUGGACUGCAUCGCAUAGACAGCAUCCUCUCAGGUGCCGUAUAAUCAUUUGUAAAUGCGUCAAAUGUAUUACACUGGUUGUCAGAAGCCUGGCAAAGACAGUGAGGGUAGCAGCCCCGGAUCAGAUGUGUCACCUAUUUGGUGCUUGUUUGAUGCCAGUGAAAUAAUAAAAGAAAACAUGGGGCAAGGCUUGCUUCCAUCAGGCGGCCAGGGUCGUAGCGAGUCUAUCUGAGCUGUGCUUGGAGGUUGAAAGUGCUGCCAAAGGCUGUCCAAAAGACCGUCCAGUGGAUGUUUUCUGGAUUUCUACACAUCUGUUUGCAAAUGUAAGCAUGUGAGAUCGAGCCCCCCGAGCAGCUUUGCAUAUAGCUCCUGGCUACAAACUCAUUCUGAUUAAGUAAAAGGGUGUUGCCAUUUCACGGGGUUAAGGUGUGUUACCCAAGAUGUGGUAACAUCCCUGUGAUUAAAAAAAACCACACUCGUUUAACGUACCUCUGUAGCUUUCCCUUUCAACAGACACCUGGCCCUUUUAUUGAUUCAACUUAACUAAGGACAUACUUGUAUAACAGUGUCCUAAAUAGAUGGUAGCAAGGCCCAGAAGGGCGUCCACGUACUUCUUCUUGAAUAUUUGCAGUGAAAGGAAGAUAUCCCUUGUAGUAUUGCGACCUUUGAUCAACUGCAGUAUCUUCGUUCAAGGGAAACAAAGGCUGCUGGGGACAGCAGAAGGCAUGUAAAAAAUGUCAUCUGUCGCUGGGUCUGUUCAGGUUGGCCAAUAUAUGAUGUUUCUACAAGCUCCAGUAACGCUGCUGUUGAGGUUGGUGGUAUGCAAAGAUGUCUGUCUUCGAGAGCUGUGGAAAUACCUGCUGUAAAACAGGCAUGGCUCAAACUGGUUUGGGGUUUUUUUCAUCUCUAUUAUAAAUACCUUGAGACAGAGCUUUAAGGAUAAAUGGUAUUUUUUCCUUUGUGAAGAAAGUAUUGAAGUGAUACCUAUUGGAGGAGGAAGGAGAGGGUACAGGGAAUGAUACAGUAGUGCUGUGACACAAGUAAACACAGGUAAAUUCCGCUUUCUAGUCAAUGGAAUGCGGUUGUUCUAACUGGACCUGUGUGGCUGUCUAAAAUACAGCAGCUAUGAAUGUUUAUAUAUUCCUUCUUGCUCCACAAUACAUACCAGAAUUCCUAUGGAUUAUUUUUUUUUUCAUAGUAUACUUUGGGGAGAAUCUGCUUUUAAGCAUAAACUGGGUGCUGUGCUGGCAGAGGGGAGUCCACAGCUAUCGAAGCAUAGCAAGCAGCAGCAGCGGUCAUCUCUGGAGCUUCAGAUAGCACGAGCCACGUGUGAAUAUCACUAAACCCUGUCGAUAAAGAUUGGCUGCUUACACGGGGGUUUGAUGGAGUAAGUGUAGUCAGGGCAAGUGGCCUGUAUCCCAGCAUGUAUAGCUAUACUGUCCUUUGUUCUGUGUGAAUAUUUGUAAUAAAUUGGGCUGUUUUGUGCAUGACUUACAGCAACAUAAUCAACGUGGUGUGACAUUCAAGCGUACAUUGGUAUAUAUAGGGGUUUUGAACCGAGUCUCACUGUUCUUGGUAAAUCUGAGUUAAAAUAUUUAUUUGGUUGUAGAACUAAAAAUGUUUGUCAGACUCUGUUUUGGGAUUUGUGACUCUCUUUUCCCCACUCUUUGCUGGUUUACUCUCACGAUCUUCUUAGUAGGAGACGCACUCGUUCUGCCUUUAUACUGCUUCUCCUUUAUUUGUAUAAAGAGUGCUGCCCUGACGGUUUCCCUGGUGUGCUAGCAGCUGUCAGACAGUCCUAGGAACACACAGCCCGAACAGUGAAGGCCUAAAUCUCCCUCGGCAGGAGCAGUGAUUGCCUGUGGGUAGUGUCAGAGAGAGGAGCAGACCUCUCCCCGGCGUCUGUCGGGGAGCCACGCUGGCCUUCUGCUCCCGCUGGGGAAAGGAGCCGCAUUACCGGAGGACAUGGACAUCGCAUCUCUUUGUCUGUCCCGAGUUCACCGUCACCAC
Molecule: messenger RNA, 6513 nt
Organism: Falco peregrinus (peregrine falcon)
Lineage: Eukaryota; Metazoa; Chordata; Aves; Falconiformes; Falconidae
Gene: C1QTNF12
Product: C1q and TNF related 12
Exons: 9
Coding region: 2730-3740 (336 amino acids)
Biological process (GO): positive regulation of D-glucose import across plasma membrane; negative regulation of gluconeogenesis; positive regulation of insulin receptor signaling pathway
Molecular function (GO): hormone activity
Source: RefSeq, a predicted model, not a curated record